AUGAGCAUCACACAAACCCCAAACGUAAAGUCUUUUGAGACUCGCCUGUUUAUUAAUGGCAAGUUUGUCGAAGCAUCCGACGGAGGCAAAUUCGAUUUGAUUUCACCCGCAACAGGUGAAAAAUUCACCAAAGUCUCCGAAGCUUCCGAAGACGAUGCCAACGCCGCCGUCGCAGCUGCCAAGGCUGCAUUCCCAUCAUGGUCCGCACUCUCCCCAGUCGACAGAGGUGCGUAUCUCAAGAAGCUUGCUCCUCUCAUUCUAGAGUCGCAUGAUGAACUUGCAGAGCUGGAAGCAUUGUCGAUGGGUCGUCCCGUGUCAAAUUACUUCGAGUCCACUGUGGCAGCGAAUUAUUUGAAUCACUAUGCCGAGGCUGGCAUUCAAUGUCUUGGAACUUCAAGUUUAAAUACCCCUGGCUAUGUCAAUAUGACAUUGAGACAGCCAUUCGGUGUGGUGGGGGCUAUUAUUCCUUGGAAUGUGCCCGUGUUGUUCCUUAUCGGCAAGUCUGCCCCUGCGCUGAUUGCAGGAAAUACGGUCGUUGUGAAGACGAGUGAGAAAGCGCCAUUGACUUCUGCCAAGGUUGCUACUCUUAUUGAGAAGGUGGGCUUUCCACCUGGAGUCAUCAACAUUAUUUCCGGCCACGGCCCUACCUCCGGCAAUGUCCUCUCCCACCAUAUGGAUAUUCGGGUGUUGAGCUUCACAGGCUCGGGCCGAACAGGUCGUCUCAUUCAAGCUGCAUCGGCGAAGUCCAACUUAAAGAACGUCAUCCUCGAAUUAGGAGGAAAGUCACCGGCGAUUAUCUUCGAAGAUGCCAAUCUCGAUAAAGCUGUCAAAGAGACAAAACACUCUAUUCAAUGGAACAGCGGCCAGGUUUGCAUGGCAAAUUCCAGAAUCUACGUCCACGAAUCCAUCGCCGCCACUUUCAUCGAGAAGUUCCAAAGACUCUUCGUCGUGGAGAGCGGCGACCCUCUCCUACCCAGCACAAACCACGGCCCACAAGCAGACGAAAUUCAAUUCAAGCAAGUGCAAGCAUUCAUCGAAGAAGGAAAGAAGGUCGGCAAGAUGACACUUGGAUCCAAUCCUUCCAAGCACACGAUUGGGUACUUCAUCCAACCUACUGUGUUCUUGGAUACACCGGAGGACUCCAGGUUCAUGAAGGAAGAGAUCUUCGGCCCGGUUGUUGCUAUUAAUACGUUCAAGGAUGAGGAUGAAGUUGUGGCGAAGGCUAACGAUACUGAAUUUGGUCUUUAUGCUUCUGUCUACACGAAGGAUGUUAGUCGGGCGCUUCGUAUGGCUAAGAAGCUGGAGGCUGGAAACGUGGGUGUCAACUGUACUAGUCCGACUGGAGCUUGGGAUAUGCCGUUUGGCGGCUAUAAGGGGAGUGGAGUUGGUCGUGAGGGGUGGACUGUUAGUAUUGGGAAUUACUUGGAGACUAAGAGUGUUUUGAUCAGUGUUGAUGAUGUCUAA
Molecule: messenger RNA, 1464 nt
Organism: Penicillium odoratum
Lineage: Eukaryota; Fungi; Ascomycota; Eurotiomycetes; Eurotiales; Aspergillaceae
Product: aldehyde dehydrogenase family protein
Exons: 4
Coding region: 1-1464 (487 amino acids)
Molecular function (GO): aldehyde dehydrogenase (NAD+) activity
Source: RefSeq, a predicted model, not a curated record